This is a messenger RNA of Penicillium vulpinum, 969 nucleotides long. Its product is annotated as thiamine pyrophosphokinase-related protein. Bases 1 to 969 code for a protein of 322 amino acids. The record is from RefSeq and is a predicted model, not a curated record. The transcript is spliced from 2 exons. Gene Ontology annotation, molecular function: 8-oxo-dGDP phosphatase activity. Lineage: Eukaryota; Fungi; Ascomycota; Eurotiomycetes; Eurotiales; Aspergillaceae.
AUGGGCAAAUCCAACUUAAAACUGGUCGUCGAAUGCGAUAACUUCCCCUACUACGAGGAUGAUCGCAUCGCAUACACGGAGAACCUGAACAACUACCAUGCAUUCAAAGUAUCCGGAUACGAGUGUACACUCGGCUACAUCCUCAAUGCCGUCGUGGAGAAAUUCCCCUGGUCCGAGAACAGCUGGGCCAUCGACUCGGCCGCGCAAACCGUGACGCUAGUGACACCGGCAGGAGCCACCCCGGCGCACCGAAGCCAGCUCGUCGCAACAGAUCUCGCCGAAGCCGUGAAGCAAGGCACGUUCGAAGUCCUGAAAGGCUGGCGCAACGAGAACUACGCAGUCUACGGGCCGGGCGGAGAAUUCCUCCUCGAGAUGGAGCGCUCCGCAACCCCGCUCUUCGGCAUCGUCUCCUACGGCGCCCAUAUGACAGGCUACGUGGAAGACGAAUCCGGAAUCAAGAUCUGGGUCCCGCGCCGCGCAAAGAACAAGCAGACCUACCCAGGCCUCCUUGAUAACACCGUCGCCGGCGGCAUGUGCACCAACGAGACCCCGUUCGAGUGUAUCGUCCGCGAAGCUAUGGAAGAGGCUUCCUUGCCUGAGGAUGUGGUGCGCGCGGCGAUGGUCUCCACGGGCUGUGUCACAUACUCGCAUGUGCGGGAUGUGCGCGCGGGCGGCGAGACGGGCCUCAUCCAGCCUGAGGUUGAGUAUGUGUACGACCUUAGACUUGAUCCUGAGACUAUUCCGAAACCUGGGGAUAAUGAGGUUGAGGAAUUCAAGUUGCUGUCGAUUGAGGAGGUGAAGGCGGCUUUGGCGCGCGGAGAGUUCAAGCCUAAUUGUGCUAAUAUCAUGAUUGAUUUCUUUGUCAGGCAUGGGCUGCUGACGCCGGAGAAUGAGCCGGAUUUCUUGCAGAUUGUUGCGAGAUUGCAUCGGCGAUUGGAGUAUCCGACUGCUUCGCAUUGUGCGAGGUAG